Parus major (Great Tit) is the source of this 3676-nucleotide messenger RNA. Its product is annotated as complement C3-like. The annotation marks the transcript as partial. Gene Ontology annotation, molecular function: endopeptidase inhibitor activity. The record is from RefSeq and is a predicted model, not a curated record. NCBI's taxonomy places the organism in Eukaryota, Metazoa, Chordata, Aves, Passeriformes, Paridae. Gene Ontology annotation, biological process: inflammatory response; complement activation. The transcript has 21 exons. Gene Ontology annotation, cellular component: extracellular region.
AUGAGGGGGGAUCUGGGCUUCUGGGGCCUGGAGACAUGCCAAGGUGCCAGGAGGGUCAGGGUGACCUGGACGUGGUGGCCCAGGAGGUCCAGGAGGGGUCAAGGUGACCUGGAUGUGGUGGCCCAAGAGGUCCAGGAGGGCUCCAGGUGGCCUGGACAUGGUGGCCCAGGAGGUCCAAGAGGGGUCCAGGUGGCCUGGAUGUGGUGGCCUGGACAUGGUGGCCCAGGGGUCCAAGGUGGCCUGGACAUGGUGGCCCAGGAGGUCCAGGAGGGCUCCAGGUGGCCUGGGCAUGGUGGCCUGGACAUGGUGGCCCAGGAGGUCCAGGAGGGCUCCAGAUGGCCUGGACGUGGUGGCCUGGACGUGGUGGCCCAGGGGUCCAAGGUGGCCUGGACAUGGUGGCCCAGGAGGUCCAGGAGGGCUCCAGGUGGCCUGGACAUGGUGGCCCAGGAGGGAUGGCAGGGUGGGGACACGGUGGUGGCUGUCCCCAGGUACCUGUACGGGAAGCGCCUGGAGGGGACAGCGUUUGUCCUCUUUGGGGUCAUGGUGGACGACGAGAAGAAGAGCAUCCCCCAGUCCCUGCAGCGCGUCCCGGUGCAGGACGGUGACGCCGAGGCCGUGCUGUCCAUGGCUCACCUGCGCGAGCGCUUCCCCAACCCCCAGGAGCUCGUGGGACACUCCCUCUAUGUCACUGUCACCGUCAUCACCGAGUCAGGCAGUGACAUGGUGGAGGCGCAGCACGGUGGCAUCCGGAUCGUCACGUCCCCCUACAGCAUCCACUUCACCCGCACCCCCAAGUACUUCAAGCCGGGGAUGCCCUUUGACCUCACGGUUUACGUCACCAACCCCGACCAGUCCCCGGCCCCGCGUGUCACCGUCCAGGCCGAUGGCUUCCAGGGCCAGGUGUCCACCCAGCGCGACGGCACGGCCAGGCUGGUCCUCAACAUGCCGGCCAACAAGGACAGCGUCCCCAUCACCGUGCGCACGGCCCAGGCGGGGCUGCCCCCGCAGCGCCAGGCCUCGCGGCAGAUGACGGCCCUGGCCUACCGCAGCCAGGCCGGCUCCGGAAACUUCCUGCACCUGGCGGUGGCCGGCACCGAGCUGCAGCCCGGGGACAACCUGGCCGUCAACUUCCACCUCAAGACCAACGACAACAACGUCCGCAACUCCGUCCCCUUCUUCACCUUCCUGGUCAUGAGCAAGGGCCGCAUCCUCCGAGCCGGCCGGCAGCGGCACGAGGCCGGCCAGAGCCUGGUGACCAUGACGCUGCCGGUGACGCCCGAGCUCAUCCCGUCCUUCCGCGUGGUGGCCUACUACCACGUGCUGCCCGGAGAGAUCGUGGCCGACUCCGUCUGGGUGGACGUCAAGGACACCUGCAUGGGCACCCUGGUGGUGAAGGGGGCGACGGAAGGUGACAACCGCGUCCACGAGCCGGGGACACCGAUGAGGCUGCGCAUCGAGGGCGACCACAAGGCCCACGUGGGGCUGGUGGCCGUGGACAAGGGCGUCUUCGUCCUCAGCAAGAAGAACAAGCUCACCCAGACCAGGGUGGGUGGCCCUUGUCCCAUGUCCCAGUUAAUACUGCUGCCUGUUGUCCCUGAGGGCCACCAGUGUGUCCAAUGUCCCAAAGGCCACCAGAGUGUCCCACACCCAAAGGUCCCGACCAGAGUGUCCCACAGCCCCAAGGGCCACCAGUGUCCCACACCCCGAGGUCCCCACUCCCAAGGGCCACCAGAGUGUCCCACACACCCGAGAGCCACCAGAGUGUCCUACACCCCCGAGGUCCCCACUCCCAAAGGCCACCAGAGUGUCCCACACCCUGAGGUCCCCACCAGUGUCCCACAGCCCCAAGAGCCACCAGCGUGUCCCACAGCCCCAAGGGCCACCAGUGUCCCACAGCCCCAAGGGCCACCAGUGUCCCACAGCCCCAAGGGCCACCAGUGUCCCACAGCCCGAGGUCCCCACCCCCGGGAGCCAGCGGGGCCGCUGCCAGCCGUGUCCCGGUGUCCGGCAGCGGCCGAGUACUCGGGGAAGCUGGAGCGGAAGUGCUGCGAGGACGGGAUGAAGGAGAACCCGAUGGGGCACGGCUGCGAGCGCAGGAGCCAGUACAUCCAGGAGGGCGAGUCCUGCGUCCGCGCCUUCCUCGACUGCUGCGCCUUCAUCCAGGCCAAGCGGGACCAGCAGAACGUGGCCCUCGGCACCGGGCUGGCCAGAAGCCAGGAGGAGGACGAUCUCUUCUCGCCGGACUCGGACAUCGUCUCGCGGACCCUCUUCCCCGAGAGCUGGCUGUGGCAGGUGGAGCAGCUGACGGAGCCACCCAACGACCUGGGGGUCUCGGCCAAGACGCUGCCCGUGUACCUGAAGGACUCCAUCACCACCUGGGAGGUGCUGGCCGUCAGCCUCUCCCCCUCCAAAGGUACAUGGAGGACCAGGGGGCUCCUGGGGAACGCCCCCAAACCUUGGGGGGGUCCUGUCCCCCGGCUGUCCCUCAGAGCGGUCAGGGACGGGUGUUUGGAACGAGCUGCUGGGCGCUGUGAAAACCCCAAUUCUGAGGUUUUUCUCCUCGUUUUCAUCCCUCAGGGAGGUUACCAAGGCGCCGAGCCCGAGGUGUCCCUCACCGCCUUCGUCCUCAUCGCCCUCAAGGAGGCACGGGACACCUGCAAGGACCACGUCAACAACUUGGACGACAGCAUCAACAAAGCUGCCAACUUCCUGGCCCGGCGCUACGAGCAGCUGGCCCGGCCGUACACGGUGGCCCUGGCGUCCUACGCGCUGGCCCUGGCCGGGAAGCUCAAGAGCGAGAAGGUCCUCAUGAAGUUCUCCAAAGGUGGGGCCAGCUGGGAGGAGCGCAACGCCCGCACCUACAACAUCGAGGGCACGUCCUACGCGCUGCUGGCCCUGGUGGAGAUGAGGAAGUCGGAGCUGGCGGGGCCGGUGGUCCGGUGGCUCGCCCAGCAGAACUACUACGGAGGGGGCUACGGCUCCACCCAGGCCACCAUCCUGGUGUUCCAAGCGCUGGCCCAGUACCAGGUGGCCACGGAGGCCCAGCAGCAGCUGGAGAUGGACGUGUCGGUGCUGCUGCCGCGCCGCGCCAACCCCGUCAAGUACCGCAUCGAGAACCGCAACGCGCUGGUGGCACGCUCCACCGAGACCAAGCUGAACGAGGAGUUCACGGUGAAGGCCGAGGGCGUGGGCAAGGGGACGAUGACCGUGGUGACCGUGUACCACGCCAAGGUCCCCGAGAAGGACAACAAAUGUGACAGCUUCGACCUGAGCGUGGACGUGGAGGACGUGGACACGGGCAAGGAAGAGGAGGAGAUCAUCAGGUCUGUCAAGAUCAGCAUCUGCACCAGGUACCUGGACACCGUGGAUGCCACCAUGUCCAUCCUGGACGUGUCCAUGCUCACGGGCUUCUCGCCGGACGUCCAGGACCUGAGGGUCGUCAUUUACCUGGACAAGGUGUCCCACAAGGCCCAGGAGUGUUUCGCCUUCAAGGCCCACCAGAGGUUCCAGGUGGGGCUGAUCCAGCCCGCGGCCGUCAGCGUCUACAGCUACUACAGGAUCGACGAUCGCUGCACCCGGUUCUACCACCCGGACAAGGAGGGAGGGAAACUGAGCAAGAUCUGCCAGGGGGAAGUUUGUCGCUGUGCCGAAGGUGACACUGGGGACACACAGGGGG